Messenger RNA from Salvia splendens (bonfire salvia), 592 nucleotides. Its product is annotated as transcription factor bHLH68-like. Gene Ontology annotation, molecular function: RNA polymerase II cis-regulatory region sequence-specific DNA binding; DNA-binding transcription factor activity, RNA polymerase II-specific; protein dimerization activity. The record is from RefSeq and is a predicted model, not a curated record. Gene Ontology annotation, cellular component: nucleus. NCBI's taxonomy places the organism in Eukaryota, Viridiplantae, Streptophyta, Magnoliopsida, Lamiales, Lamiaceae. Gene Ontology annotation, biological process: regulation of transcription by RNA polymerase II. Bases 1 to 321 code for a protein of 106 amino acids. The transcript is spliced from 5 exons.
AUGGAGGUGAGAAAGGAAAAACUGGGAGACAGGAUUACAGCCCUUCACCAGCUCGUCUCCCCUUUCGGCAAGACUGACACAGCUUCAGUGUUGUUGGAAGCAAUUGGAUACAUUAGAUUCCUUCAACGUCAAAUUGAGGCCCUUAGCCUACCGUACUUGGCCACUGGAUCAGGAAACAUCACCCAACCGCAACCACAACCACAACCACAUAAAUGUGAAGAUGGGAAGAAGGAUUUAAAGAGUAGGGGGCUGUGCUUGGUUCCAUUAUCAUGCACACUAGAUUUUGGGAGUGAGAAUGGAUCUGAUUAUUGGGCUACAUGAAUGAACUUGGGUAAAAUUAUUGAUGUGAGAUCAUAAGCAGUGAGUUCUUAAAUUUCAUGAGAUUCACUGCGUAUGAUGAUGAUAUGCAUUUUUUUAGUUUAGAUUAGGUGGGAUAGAAAUGUUGCACGUGCUUGCAACCAAAAUUUAAAAUAACUUUAUGUAUAAUUGUGUUUUCUGUGAACACAUGGUCCACCAAACUAUAUAAAUAAGAAAACGCUCUUGGAAUAUUUGUAAUUAAGUUUUAGGGGAUUAUAUUGAUCUCUAAUUUGGA